Messenger RNA from Triticum turgidum subsp. durum (durum wheat), 1476 nucleotides. NCBI's taxonomy places the organism in Eukaryota, Viridiplantae, Streptophyta, Magnoliopsida, Poales, Poaceae. The record is from the annotation of a GenBank genome assembly.
AUGGGCGAGUACUGCGCCCCGGCGGCGGCGGCGGCGGUGGAGGGGGAGCGGCCGGUCGCGGUGUCCGUGCUGCCGCUGCCCUCGGUGGUGGCGGCGGGCAGGUACCUGUACGGCGACUACGACCGCUGCUCCACCAAGCAGGUCUUCGACAACCUCCACGGCAACAUCUCCCUCGACCCCUUGGCCCGUGAAUUUGUCGAUACAGAGGAAUUUCAGAGGUUGCGGGAUCUGAAACAGCUUGGCCUUACAUAUCUGGUGUUUCCCGGGGCUGUCCACACACGUUUUGAACAUUCAUUAGGUGUUUAUAGACUUGCUGGAGAGGCUAUGAACAAUCUUCAGAAGUACCAGGGAAACGAGCUUGGCAUUGACCGCAUUGAUGUGCAAACUGUGAAACUUGCAGGUCUCUUACAUGACAUUGGACAUGGCCCCUUCAGUCAUCUGUUUGAGCAUGAGUUUCUUCCUCGUGUUCAUCCAGGAUCAACAUGGUCCCAUGAACAUAUGUCUGCACUGCUUCUGGACAGCAUUGUUGAUAAACACUCAAUAGAUAUUGAACCUGAUUAUCUGAAAGUUAUCAAGGAAAUGAUAGUUGCAAGCUCUGACGUCUCCACAGCAGAAGGUGUGAAGGAGAAGCGUUUCCUUUACGACAUUGUUGCUAAUGGGCGCAACGGUAUAGAUGUUGACAAGUUCGACUACAUUGACCGUGAUUGCAGAGCAUGUGGUAUUGGGAGCAAUUUCCAGCACUGGAGGCUUUUAGAAGGUAUGCGAGUGAUGGGUGAUGAAAUAUGCUACCCUGCCAAAGAUUAUCUGAGCAUCCACAAAUUGUUCACAACACGUGCUGAUCUGCAUCGGACUGUCUAUACCCAUGCCAAAGUAAAGGCUGUUGAACUGAUGCUUGUGGAUGCGCUUGUUGAAGCGAAUGAGUACUUGGGAAUAUCUUUGCACGCAGAUGAUCCAGAGGACUUUUGGAAGUUGGAUGACACAAUCGUGAAAAGCAUUGAAACUGCUCCCAAUGAUGAACUGAAGAAAGCAAAGGAAAUCAUUCAACGUAUCCGCCGAAGAGAGCUCUACAAGUUUUGCAAUCAGUAUUCUGUUCCAAAGGAUAAACUGGACCAUUUCAAGAAUAUAACUGCACAGGACAUAGUUUGCUCACAGAUAACUUCAAAGGUGCUGCUGAAGGAGGAAGACGUGGCGGUCAGCAAUGUCAAGAUUGACUUGACGCGUGGGAAGGACAACCCGCUCGAAAGCAUCAAGUUCUUCAAGGAUUUUGGAUGCGAAGAGAAGUUCCCGAUCACGGACGAACGCGUGAGCCACCUGCUGCCCGUGUGCAACCAGGACAGGAUCGUGAGGGUGUACGCCAAGAAGCCGGAGCUGGUGGAGGCGGUGUCGGAGGCGUUUGAGAACCUGCAGCUGAGGAUGUACGGGGAGAAGACGCAGGUGCACGACACACCCACCAAGAAGAAGCGCAGGUUCAACUAG